Molecule: messenger RNA, 2297 nt
Organism: Grammomys surdaster
Lineage: Eukaryota; Metazoa; Chordata; Mammalia; Rodentia; Muridae
Gene: Gnpda1
Product: glucosamine-6-phosphate deaminase 1
Exons: 7
Coding region: 87-956 (289 amino acids)
Biological process (GO): carbohydrate metabolic process; N-acetylglucosamine catabolic process; D-glucosamine catabolic process
Cellular component (GO): cytoplasm
Molecular function (GO): glucosamine-6-phosphate deaminase activity; identical protein binding
Source: RefSeq, a predicted model, not a curated record
ACCGCGUGACCCGCGGCCACGUGACGCGCGCGGGCCGGGCCACUUGUGCUGUAGCCGCUGCAGCCGCGGGAAGCCUGCGAGUCGAGAUGAAGCUCAUUAUCCUGGAACACUAUUCCCAGGCCAGCGAGUGGGCGGCCAAGUAUAUUAGGAACCGCAUCAUCCAGUUUAACCCAGGGCCUGACAAGUACUUCACGCUGGGGCUCCCCACCGGGAGCACCCCACUUGGCUGCUACCAGAAGCUGAUUGAAUACUAUAAGAAUGGGGACCUGUCCUUUAAAUAUGUGAAAACCUUCAACAUGGACGAGUAUGUGGGUCUUCCUCGAGAGCACCCAGAGAGCUACCACUCCUUCAUGUGGAAUAAUUUCUUCAAGCACAUUGACAUCCACCCUGAAAACACCCACAUUUUGGAUGGGAAUGCGGCAGACCUGCAGGCCGAGUGCGACGCCUUUGAGGAGAAGAUCCAGGCUGCAGGAGGGAUUGAACUCUUUGUCGGAGGCAUUGGCCCCGAUGGACACAUUGCCUUCAAUGAGCCAGGCUCCAGUCUGGUGUCCAGGACCCGUGUGAAGACUCUGGCCAUGGACACCAUCCUGGCCAACGCUAGAUUCUUUGAUGGUGAUCUUGCCAAGGUGCCCACCAUGGCCCUGACAGUGGGUGUGGGCACCGUCAUGGAUGCUAAAGAGGUGAUGAUCCUCAUCACAGGUGCUCACAAGGCUUUCGCUCUGUACAAAGCCAUUGAGGAGGGCGUGAACCACAUGUGGACGGUGUCUGCCUUUCAGCAGCAUCCUCGCACCGUGUUUGUGUGUGAUGAGGAUGCCACCUUGGAACUAAAAGUGAAGACAGUCAAGUAUUUCAAAGGUUUAAUGCUUGUUCAUAACAAGUUGGUGGACCCCCUGUACAGUAUCAAGGAGAAGGAAAUUCAGAAAAGCCAAUCUGCUAAGAAGCCAUACAGUGACUAGCUUGUACUCAGUACCUCAGAGGAGCAGGCAGGUUUUUCCGGAAAGUGUCUGUAGGAGAGUAGAAUUACUUUUCAGUCCACUAUGGCUGCUGCAGAUCCUUGGCUAGGCACAUACAGGCUGAGGAGCUAUGGAAAACAUUGUUCAUAACUUUUCCCCCUUUUUCAGUACUGGGAGCUGAAACUGGGGAGGUUCUUUGCUAACUGAGCUAUGUCCCCAACUUUCUGCCCCCUUUCAUAAUUUUUUUGUAACAAUCAGAGAUCUGUAUCACUGACUGUCAUUAUACCCAGGUGAGGACUCCACUUCUCUUCUGCCCCUAUGCACGUGGCCAGCACAUUUCCAUUGAGGAAUUCUGCCUGUAUAUGCACCUUUUCUCGAGUGGGCAGGGAUUAGGGCUUGUGCAUUUUGGACAUAACCUUUUUGGAGUUUUGAGAGCCCCUCUUCUGCCAGCCUUCCUAUUGGGAAUUUUUGUUUUAGAGAAUGCACUUCCAGAACCUGAAUUAUGCACAAGCAAGCAGCCCUUCCUGCCAGAACCAAGUACUUGGGGGAGAAGCCUGUCCCCUGUUCCCAUUGGGUGGAUUCUUUCCUGUUGUCAAUAGCUAGCCUUUCUGUAAACAGACUUUCUGGGUAGGAUUAGGCAUGUUGGGCUAAGAUGGCUUUCACAGAUACACUCAAAGCUCCCAAAGGCCAGCCAUGUAUUGUUCUCUCUCAAGAGUCCAACAAGAGAAAGGUGGAAAGCCCUCCUGUCCGAGCUCUGUUCUCAACAGAUUCUUUUCACACUCCCUAGUAAGGAGAUCCCCUCCGGUCACAAAAAUGGCCAUGAUUUUAGUGUUUUCUACUCAAGGUGGGGAGCUUGCAUCUGCACAUAUGUGCUCUGCUCUCCAGCCUCCUCAGAGCUGAGUGCCAACAUUAUACAUGCUAGUGCUGUCUCCUCGCUUAAACCCCUGGCAUUCCCACCUCAGGUUUACAAGGUAUCCUCUGUUCUCCAAGCAUCACAACCAAGCCUUCACCCACCUGUCCUUCCAGCUCCUGUCCUUCCCAGGCUCUUCUGCUCCUCUGCUCCUUGGCCUCCUUUUAUAUUCUCCACCUCUCUGGAGUGGUUGCUGCCUCCUUUUCUGUCCUUGUGCCUGUCUGAAGCUAGAGCUGCCUAUUUCUAGGAGAGGUCUUUCAGAUCCUGGCCCAGGCCUCUCCAGAAGUACUGUGUUUGGUACCAGCAUUUGUUUGUAGUUUUUAUAUGUGAUUGUGCUGUCAUUCUGUGUUAAGCUAAUGGAUCAAUGGACUUGUUUACAAUGUGAUAUUUUCUAUUAAAUUUAAUAUUUUCAAAUAAAAUUUGUCUUUUGUGGA